Molecule: messenger RNA, 657 nt
Organism: Blumeria graminis f. sp. triticale
Lineage: Eukaryota; Fungi; Ascomycota; Leotiomycetes; Helotiales; Erysiphaceae
Source: the annotation of a GenBank genome assembly
AUGACAGCAUUUAUCCCCACCGUAAAUCAACGAACUCGAAAUCAAUUUCGUCCUCGAAAUGUUGCUAAAGGUUCUUCAAGUCAUCAACUAAGGCAAUACGCAGAAGCUACUCUAGGUGGAGGUAGUCUACGAAAGGUCGUAAAGUUACCAGAGGGUGAAGACGAGAAUGAAUGGCUGGCCGUAAACAUGGUUGAUUUUUAUAAUCACAUCAACUUACUCUACGGCUCAAUAACUGAAUUCUGCUCGCCACAAUCUUGCCCCGAAAUGAAAGCUACCGACGAAUUUGAAUAUCUCUGGCAAGACUCUGAAAACUUCAAACGACCGACCAAAAUGUCAGCUCCAGCAUAUAUUGAGCAUCUGAUGAGUUGGGCACAGGCUAUUAUUGACAAUGAGAGCAUUUUUCCUAGUAGGAUAGGUGUACCUUUCCCAAAAUCAUUUCCAAAUAUGGUUCGACAAGUUUUUAAGAGAAUGUAUAGAGUAUACGCCCACAUAUACUGUCAUCACUAUUCUGUAAUACGCCAACUUGGCCUUGAAGCUCAUUUGAAUACUAGCUUCAAGCACUAUGUUUUAUUCAUCGACGAACAUCAUUUGGCCACUGGCAAGGAUUUUUGGGGUCCUCUGGGAGACCUUGUCGACAGCAUGCUAAGAAGCGAUUAA